Messenger RNA from Musa acuminata subsp. malaccensis (wild Malaysian banana), 2960 nucleotides. RefSeq lists its product as uncharacterized. The record is from RefSeq and is a predicted model, not a curated record. NCBI's taxonomy places the organism in Eukaryota, Viridiplantae, Streptophyta, Magnoliopsida, Zingiberales, Musaceae.
AGAAGCACAACAUUUCUGAGAUACUACUACAAUCUGGAAUCAAAAUAUGAAGCAGGACAUGGUUACCUAAAAAAGCAUCCUAUUAAUUAGCAAGGAUGUUUGAGCUGAUAGAUCGGGUCAACAAUUACGGUUGAGUAGAUGUCGAACAAAUCAGCUACAAGUCAUUUGCCGUGGUAGGCUAGCGGCCGCCAUCAAGGCUUGCUUGUAGCUGUCCAUUACAAUGACCACCUUGUCCACUUGUAUUUGUAAUCUUACGUCGGUUGGCAUUUAUAAUCCAAAAUCUUGACAAGAACAACUUGCAAAAAAUUUUCCCCUGUAGGAGUGCAAAAAUCUUAUUGCAUACGGCAGAAAGCAGGCCCAAUCUCUCUGAAGACUGAAAUGGUUCCUGUAGGCACCAAUAAUUUGAAGGAUGGAGGUGGACCAUAACCAAAAGAUCGAAUGGCUACCAAGUGAGGAAAUCAUCCAUCAAAGAACCAGUCAUAAUUAUGUAUGAUUACCAUCUUCCGGUCAAGGUAUCAGAAGUUGUUGACUAAAUCAGCAGUUGGUCUAACUCUGACAUUUUUGGUGUGCUAUAAGGGCAUAGGAGCAUCAUCAGAUGUCCCAGGAUCAACAACUCCUGCUUAGAAGAUAUCAGAAGCAAAAAAGAUGCUUCUUCUUGAGUAAUCUCAUGAGUUCCCUGACAGCCCCUUCCCUCCUACCUGUGAAAUGCCAUGCUCUUCUUCAUCCGCAGGUACCUCAGAAGGCCACCAAAGGCUACCGGAGGAGACAAAGAAAGUCACAAGGAAGAACAGGGAGGGAAAGACCAGAUAGGUAGGCAAUCUCCUCGCACCAUGGAUGGUUCAGAGGGAAGCACCCGUGGCUGCUGUCCGGUGUCUUUAUUCAACCUCGUCGAGCCCAGCAACACUAAGCACCACACGAGAACCACCACUACGAGGAUCUCACGAUCGAAUUUUGCUAAGCUGACGAAGGAUUUUGUCUUCCCGAACACCCGCUUCACCAACCAUGAGUCCCUGCCUGACCUCCCUGACGCCCUCUCCAGCUUCAUCACAAUUUAUCCACAGUAUGGUGAGACGCAAGAAGCAGAUCGCAUCAGGAACAACGAAUAUUAUCACCUGGCAGAUCAUGUCUGCCUUGAUUACUGUGGAUUUAGCCUCUUUUCCCAUGCACAAAUGCAUUCCUCCAUACCGUCCUCAUCUACUGAUCAUCUGCCUUGGGGCCUCCUGCAGCCUCCAUUCUUCAGCAUCACUUACAAGUCGGCAAGCUUGAAAUCUCAAGUGCAGUAUGGCAACCAAGAUACUCUUCUAGAAGCAGCAAUCAGAAAAAGGAUCAUGCAAUUCCUCAACAUACUGGAUGGUGAAUACAGCAUGGUCUGUACUGCCAAUAGGACUACUGCUUUCAGGCUGUUGGCAGAAUCCUAUCCAUUCCAUGCCAACAAGGGUUUGCUAAGUGUAUAUGAUUAUGAGAGCGAGGCCGUGAAUGCGAUAAUUGAGAGCGCCCAAAGGAGAGGAGCCAAAGUCAUGUCUGCUAGCUUCUCGUGGCCAAGCCUCAGGAUUCAUUCUGGAAAAUUGAUGGAGAAGCUGAGCAAGAGAAAGAAGAAAAGCAGAGGACUGUUUGUGUUUCCACUCCAGUCCAGAAUCUCAGGGGCCAGGUACCCUUAUCUAUGGAUGACUGUGGCCAAAGAACAUGGAUGGCACGUGGUACUCGACGCAUGUGCUCUAGGGCCGAAGGACCUGGACACCCUUGGCCUCUCACUGAUCCAACCAGACUUCAUCAUCUGCUCCUUCUUCAAAGUGUUUGGAGAGAAUCCAUCGGGUUUUGCAGGCCUUUUCAUCAAAAAGUCCAGCAUUGCAGCAUUGGAGUCAUCGACAAUUGCUAGGAGCAUCGGAAUUGUGAGCAUCAUCCCAGCAAGAAGGCUGUCACAACUGACUGAUGAUUAUUCAGGAACAGGUUUGGAUGUUCAUUCCUCUAGAAACCAAUUUGACGAAGAUGAUACUGAGACCACCAAUUCGUUCUCUGGUCCAAUAUCGACACAUAUCUGUAAUGACUCUGCUGGUAUGGAUAAUAUGCUUGGAGAAACUGCUUCUACACAAAAACAAAAGCAAGUCAAGAGAUCUGAGCAGGGUGAGAGUUCCAAAGAAAAUGAUGAAAACAAAGAAAUAUCAUCAGAUAUUGUAUUAUCAAAAUGUGGCCAUUCCAUUCAAGAAGAGAAGAGCAUGACUAUUACAGAAGCAGACAAGAGCAUGGAGAUCGUGUGCAGAGGAUUGGACCAUGCAGACUCUCUAGGUUUGCUACACAUAAACAGCAGAUUACGAUGCAUCGUAAAUUGGUUGGUGAUUGCUUUGAUGAAGCUGCAGCAUCCUCACUCAGAGAGUGGCCAUUACCUCGUCAGGAUCUAUGGUCCACGAAUAAAAUUUGACAGGGGACCUGCACUAGCAUUCAAUGUCUUUGACUGGAGGGGAGAGAAGAUCGAGCCUGAAAUGGUACAAAAGCUUGCAGAUAGAAGCAACAUUUCUCUUAGUCGUGGGUUUCUAAAUAAUAUCUGGUUCCCAGACAAAUAUGAAGCUGAGAAGGACAAAGUCUUGGAGAGAAGAGCCUGUGAAGUAACAGCUGCAAGUAACAAAAGGAAAGGAAGGAGUGAUAUGGGAAUAGAUGUUCUAAAUGCAUCCUUCAGUUUCCUUACUAACUUUGAGGAUGCUUACAGACUUUGGACUUUUAUUGCUAAGUUCCUAGAUGCAGAUUUUGUAGAGAAAGAAAGGCGGAGAUAUUUUACUUUAAACCAGAAAAUGAUCGAGGUGUAAUGUGAACAGGCUGAAUUGUCUACAGUUGACAAUGUUUUCUGCUUGGACUUUCCACAGCAUUGGAAGACAUUCUUUCACCAUGCAACCAUGUUCAGACAAUAAUAUAUUGAUGUAGUAUGGACAACAUCAACUAUUCAUUUUUUUUUAAUUUGGGUUAAAGAA